AUGGAAGAAGCAGAGAAGGUGAAGGUGGUUGUGAGAUGUCGACCUAUCUCUCAACAAGAAGUCAGCCAAGGUCAUAAAAUUGCUGUCCGAGUUUCCACUGAGGACAACUCGGUAGUGCUGGAGCACGUAACAGGAAAAGAGGAACCUCGACGGACGUUUUUUUUCGACGCUGUAUUUCCCCCCGACUGUGAUCAGAUGCGAGUAUACAAUGUUGCUGCAAGACCAAUUAUAGAAAAUGUGCUCAAAGGUUACAAUGGUACAAUCUUUGCGUAUGGCCAAACUGGCACUGGAAAAACAUUUACGAUGACUGGAGAUUUGGAACGACCGGAAUUGCAAGGAAUAAUACCGAAUUCUUUUGCUCACAUUUUCGACCACAUAGCAAAAUGCCAACAGGACAUCACCUUUCUUGUUCGUGUGUCAUAUUUGGAAAUUUACAACGAAGAGUUACGAGAUCUGUUAGGAAAGGAUGGUCACGGAUCGAGUCUCGAAAUUAAGGAGAAAGCAGAUGUUGGGGUGUAUGUGAAGAACCUGAUUUCCAUCAUUGUUGGAAGCGCCAGCCAAAUGCAAAAGUUAAUGGAAUUCGGCAACAAGAACAGGAAAGUUGGUGCAACAAAAAUGAAUGAAGAAAGUAGUCGCUCGCACGCAAUGUUCUCAGUGACAGUUGAAUCUAGUGAACGAGGUAUGGUCACACAAGGCAAACUGCAUCUGGUAGACUUGGCUGGAAGCGAGAGGCAAAGCAAAACAGGGGCAGCUGGCGAACGGUUAAAGGAAGCAGCCAAGAUCAAUCUUUCGUUAUCCACACUCGGAAACGUAAUUAGUGCUCUUGUAGAUGUCAAGUCGACCCACAUUCCGUACAGAAACUCCAAACUGACUCGCUUACUGCAGGACUCUCUUGGGGGGAAUUCGAAGACUGUCAUGAUUGCGAAUAUCGGACCUGCAUCUUACAACUAUGAUGAAACACUGUCGACAUUGCGGUAUGCUAACCGUGCAAAGAACAUCCAGAAUGUAGCAAGAAUCAAUGAGGAUCCAAAAGAUGCACAACUAAGGAAGUAUCAGAGUGAAAUUGAGAUGUUGAGAAAGCAGCUAGCUGAAGAAGAAGCCGAAAUUAACACUGAAAACGAGUCUGCAUGGGAGCUGCGCAUGCAAGAAAUGGAGCAAAGCCUUGAGAAGACUCGGGAAGAGCUAGCUGGCAGAGAUGUUGAGGACGAAGAAACUCGGAAACUAGUGCAGCAAAUGCUGGAAAGAGAAACAGAACUGAAACGUGCAAGGGCAGAACAUGCUGAACUACGCGCAAAACUUAACCAAAUGGAGAGCCGCCUUAUUGUUGGUGGUGAAAAUAUGUUAGAAAAAGCCGAAGAGCAGGCAAGACUGCUCGAAGAGAGCAACCGCGAGCUGGAGCUGUCGCGGACGCAAGAAUCACGUCUUCGGGAUCAACUAAAAGAGAAAGCGGCUGCCAGGGAAGAUAUUGAGGAGAAAUAUUCAUCUUUGCAAGAAGAAUCUGCUGCAAAAACUCGUCGUUUACGACGUGUUUGGAAUGAGUUGUGUGAAGCUCGGACAGAAUUGGCGGACUCGGAGGCGGAACAUCAACGAGAGGUCGAAGGACUUCUUGAGAGUAUAAGAGAGCUUAGGAAGGAGUUGCUCUUGAAUAUGGCGAUCAUUGAUGAAUACAUACCUCCUGAGUACGUGGAACUUAUCGAAAAAUAUGUCAGUUGGAGUGAAGAAAUGGGCGACUGGCAGUUAAAUGCUAUAGCCUACACCGGGAACAACAUGAGAGCGACCGCACCUGUUCCUAUGGAGUCCUACCAGCUUGAUGCAAAUCAAACAAUUCCGCUUUUCUAUUCGUAUAAAACGGAUUUGGGAGCAGCCUCUAUUGCACCUCGACCUCGCACAAGAAGUGGAAAACGGGAAAGAAACGCGGCCAAGCUAAAAACAUUGCUAAACUGA
Messenger RNA from Necator americanus (New World hookworm), 1944 nucleotides. RefSeq lists its product as uncharacterized. Gene Ontology annotation, biological process: microtubule-based movement; mitotic spindle organization; spindle elongation. The record is from RefSeq and is a predicted model, not a curated record. Lineage: Eukaryota; Metazoa; Nematoda; Chromadorea; Rhabditida; Ancylostomatidae. Gene Ontology annotation, molecular function: microtubule binding; ATP binding; microtubule motor activity. The transcript has 16 exons. Gene Ontology annotation, cellular component: microtubule associated complex. Bases 1 to 1944 code for a protein of 647 amino acids.